This is a messenger RNA of Scleropages formosus (Asian bonytongue), 942 nucleotides long. Its product is annotated as putative olfactory receptor 52P1. NCBI's taxonomy places the organism in Eukaryota, Metazoa, Chordata, Actinopteri, Osteoglossiformes, Osteoglossidae. The record is from RefSeq and is a predicted model, not a curated record. Bases 1 to 942 code for a protein of 313 amino acids. Gene Ontology annotation, cellular component: plasma membrane. The transcript has a single exon. Gene Ontology annotation, biological process: G protein-coupled receptor signaling pathway. Gene Ontology annotation, molecular function: olfactory receptor activity; G protein-coupled receptor activity.
AUGCAAGAAUACAUUGUCAGAAAUUUCUCCCACACAGACUUUGUCCUAAUUGGUUUCUCAGGACCAAGAGAGUGGAGACAACUGCUCUUUACCACCUUUCUCUUCAUGCUCUUGCUAUCUUUAGCUGCAAACUUAAUCCUUAUGUUUACCAUAAUAUCACACAAGACCUUGCAUUCUCCAAUGUAUCUGCUGAUAUGUGCAAUGUCUUUUGUUGACCUCAGUGUAAUGAUCUUCUGUGUUCCAAACAUGCUCUUCAGCCUUCUACUGAACUGGAACCAUAUAUCUCUCUUGGGUUGCUUGGUUCAGAUGUUCUUUGUUCAUAUAGCUGGUGCCUUCCAGUCUACCAUUUUGCUGUGGAUGGCACUGGAUCGAUACUUUGCCAUCUGCACUCCACUCCACUACAGAGAACAUAUGAGGUUCUCCGCUUUCCUGAAGUUUGUCAUAGUUCCUAUGCUGAGAAAUGCCUUUUUUGUCGUAGCAGUUGUAGGCCUGGCUGCAUCUCUGUCGUACUGUCAGUCCAAUGAGAUCGACCACUGUUUCUGUGAGCACAUGGCACUGGUCACACUGGCCUGUGGAUCCAUACACAUAAGCAAUGUCCUUGGACUAGUGGCUGCAUUUUGUGUCCCAACAGCUGAUUUUCUUUUGAUUACUGCCUCCUACAUUAAAAUAUUCACCUCUGUUUUUAAGUCAGGUAAAUCUAGCCAAAAAGCUCUCAGUACCUGUUUUACUCAUAUUAUUGUCAUGACUGUGAGUUUAACUUUCGUUUUAACAGCGUUUCUGUCCUACAGAAUAAAAAGUAGUAUCUCAUCUAACAGUCGUGCCAUGAUAAGUACAAUGUAUUUGCUUGUCCCUGGCUGUUUCAACCCGAUCGUUUAUGGUAUCAGAACAAAGGAAAUAAGGCAACAACUGAUGAAAGCAGUGGGCCGCAAAAUUUCUCCAUGA